AGCCGUGAACGUCCAUAGCUCGAGCUUCGUCUUUGAUUCAGUCGCGAGGAUGUUGGAACGUUUUUUUGUGGAAUUUGAACGCACUCAAACAGCUCCAACUGUUCGGGAAUACUUUCAACGGUUCUGAGGGAGAUUGAUCAAGGCGAAAAUAUGGAGCUCGAAGAGGAACGCCUCACCAUCCCCAUCAAUCCCAACAAUUUCCCAGCGAAAUUGUGGCGUCUGGUGAAUAACCCCAAAAAUCGAUCGAUACGUUGGGAUCCCUGUGGUGAGGGUUUGAUAAUCGACCAGCAGCUGUUUGAAGCAGAGCUACUGUCACCUCAGAAGCAAACGUUUGACAAAACCGACAUAUUCAAAACGACCAACUUUACAAGCUUCAACCGCCAGCUGAAUCUUUAUGGGUUCAGGAAGGUGGUCCAUGGCCCCGGGGGCUCGGAGAAGAAUGAUGGCUCAUAUCCGACAGACGGGAUAAAACACCACUUUCACAACCCAAACUUCAAACAAGAUCAUCCCGAACUGCUGGUGAAUCUUAAGAGGCUGACAAGCAAAAACAAGGCGAAGAUGGAAGCUGGCCUAGAAGUGAACUGCCGGCCCCCAGCAAAUCGUUUCCACCGACUCAUGGCCAAUUGUGAUGGUGGUGAGCAGAAAGUUAAAGUAGAUAAAAGAGGUUCCAUGUUUGUUGGUCAGGUAAAACGACCAUCUCCUUACCAACAGUACCACCAAAGCAGAAGCCAGCCCAUGAAGGACUAUGAUCGGACCCCUAUCCCACCCCGCGGCUGGAUCAUGGGUCAUGGGGAUGCCCCCUCCCCCACCACCUUCUACACAGACAAGGGAAUCCCCAUAUCUGUCAUCCACCGGUUCCCUUCAGACACUUCCUGCACUGUGCAGUCCAGUCCGACCACUGUGCACAUGCAGCAGGGUUCACAAAGCCUGGCAAACAGCUUGAUCCCUCACCAUGCUCAGUACCGACCUGGAUUCUAUUCCCCUGCAUCAGUGUGCCAGUGCUGCCCCCCUGGCUCAAUGGACUCGGACUGCGGUAGUGCCCACCAGACAACUCCCUCAUUCUCCCAUUACAGCUAUUACCAGCCAAACUGUCCUGUGGGCUUUCUGUAUCCUGGCAACCAAAACCAGGACUGGGAGAGCAGUGAAACCCAGGAGACCAAGAAGAGUGAUGUCAACCUGGACACAGUCUUCCAGCUAGUGGACGAGCUGCACCACAGUUCCCCCAAAAUACGCAUGGUCAAAGUGGAGACCCCAGAGCGCCAGCAGCCAGUCCUGUACACCUCUACAUCAUCAGGGCCCCAGUCCACCACCACCAUCCACAGCUCCCCUCACACAGUCACUGUCUCUUCCCAGUUUGACUCCUCUGUUAACUCCAGCUCUCUGCCUGGCCCCAUAGUGAUGGAUGCCAGCCCAGUGACUCCACGCGGGCCCAUCAUUAUAGCAGUCCCGGGGAACGUUCCUCCUCAGGGAAUAGCCAUCACUGUCGGUGGUCCCGUGGCUGAGCAGCCUGUGAAGAGGGAGUACGAACCUGUGCCUGUGGAUGCCUAUCAGAAGUGCCCUGAGGAAGCAUCAGAGUACAUCACCAAGGUGAAGGAGAUCCAGGUGGUGGACGCAGAGGUCUGCGGUGUUCUACGUGAUGGAACUGUUUGCAGCCUCGGCCAGUAGAACGAUCACCAGACAGCAAACUAAAUCUCCUGAUCUGAACUCGUUGGUUGAAGUGGCAUGCACGCAAGAAUGUUUACCAUAGUCAGACCAGGAUGUCCCAAGUUUUCGGUUUUGCUACUCAGGCUCAAGUCUGAAUUUUCUGCAGCUUCUUGUUGAAAUACGUUUACCAAUGUUACUUGUAUGUCACUGAUAGAAAAAUCAAUUUUCCUGAUAGUACACAUAUUGGACAUUGUACAUAGUUCAGCCCUGUUCUAAUUUAUUCUUAUUUAUAUGAUAACUUCUACAGAAUUGAAAUUGACAUAUCACAGAACAGUUUUAUUCUGAAUGCUUAAUCCUGGAAUUAAUUAAUGCAUACCAAGACUUAUUUGUCAUUUUUAACUUAAAGAACAAGUACCUUUUAAUGUUUAUUCCUCAUUUGGUUUAGUUUCAGAACAGUUUUAUUCUGAAUGCUUAAUCUUGGAAUUAAUUAAUGCAUACCAAGACUUAUUUGUCAUUUUUAACUUAAAUAACAAGUACCUUUUAAUGUUUAUUCCUCAUUUGGUUUAGUUUGACACCAAAA
Coregonus clupeaformis (lake whitefish) is the source of this 2224-nucleotide messenger RNA. RefSeq names its product heat shock transcription factor family member 5 (gene hsf5). Lineage: Eukaryota; Metazoa; Chordata; Actinopteri; Salmoniformes; Salmonidae. Gene Ontology annotation, molecular function: DNA-binding transcription factor activity; sequence-specific DNA binding. Gene Ontology annotation, biological process: regulation of DNA-templated transcription. The transcript has 7 exons. The record is from RefSeq and is a predicted model, not a curated record. The coding region runs from base 151 to 1665 and encodes 504 amino acids.